CAGCCUCAGGGCCAGUACCAGUACCAGAACCAGCCCCAAGGAGGAUACCAGGGAGGGUAUCAGGGCCAGUACCAGGGCGGCAACCAGGGCGGCUACCAGGGAGGCUACCAGGGAGGCUACCAAGGUGGCUACCAAGGCGGUUACCAGGGCCAAUACAACCAGUACCAGGGCGGCCAACAGGGACAGUACAACCAAUAUCAAGGAUACAACGCCAGAGGCGGCUACCAGCAGUACAACAACUCGAGAGGAGGCUACAACGCCGGCAACAGCUACAACGCAGGUGCUCCUGCCCAAAACGCCGGGAUGUCGUUGGCUGACUUCGAGAAGCAGAAGGCCCAGGCCUCUGCCAGCUUGAACAAGCCUAAGAAGGUGCUCAAAUUGGCUGGAUCAUCCACCAUCAAGUUGGCCAACGCCACCAAGGCCCCAGCCAAGGAGGCUCCAAAGGAGGAGUCCAAGGAGUCCACUCCUGUGCCUGAGGAAAAGAAGAAGGAAGCCGAAGAACCAAAGGAAGAAAAGGAAGCUACUCCUGCUCCAGCCGCCACCCCAGUGUCUACACAAGCCUCUACACCAUCUGCCACCCCAGCUGCCACCCCAGCUCCUGCUGCUAAGAAGAAGGAAGCCACUCCAACCAUCACUGCUGACGCCAUUGCCAAGGAACAAGAAGACGAAGUCGACGAAGAAGUCGUCAAGGAUAUGUUUGGAGGUAAGGACCACGUCUCCAUCAUUUUCAUGGGCCACGUCGAUGCCGGUAAGUCCACCAUGGGUGGUAACAUCUUGUACUUGACUGGUUCCGUCGACAAACGUACCGUCGACAAGUACGAAAGAGAAGCUAAGGACGCUGGUAGACAAGGUUGGUACUUGUCGUGGGUCAUGGACACCAACAAGGAAGAAAGAAGUGACGGUAAGACCAUCGAGGUCGGUAAGGCCUACUUCGAAACCGACAAGAGAAGAUACACCAUCUUGGACGCCCCAGGACACAAGAUGUAUGUUUCAGAAAUGAUCGGUGGUGCUUCCCAAGCCGAUGUGGGUAUCUUGGUCAUCUCUGCCAGAAAGGGUGAGUACGAAACUGGUUUCGAAAAGGGUGGUCAAACCAGAGAACACGCAUUAUUGGCCAAGACCCAAGGUGUCAACAAGAUUGUUGUUGUGGUGAACAAGAUGGACGACCCUACCGUCAACUGGUCCGAGGACCGUUACAAGGACUGUACCACCAAGUUGGGUAUGUUCUUGAAGGGUAUUGGUUACGCUAAGGACGACAUUAUAUUCAUGCCUGUUUCUGGUUACACCGGUGCUGGGUUGAAGGACAGAGUCGACGCCAAGGACUGCCCAUGGUACACUGGCCCAGCAUUGUUGGAAUUCUUGGACAACAUGGAAACCGUCAACCGUAAGAUCAACGCUCCAUUCAUGUUGCCUGUUUCCGGUAAGAUGAAGGACAUGGGUACCGUAGUUGAAGGUAAGAUUGAAUCUGGUCACAUCAAGAAGAACGGUAACUUGUUGUUGAUGCCUAACAAGGCCACCGUCGAAGUUGUGGCUAUCUACAACGAAACUGAACAAGAAUGUGAUGCUGCAUACUGUGGUGAACAAGUCAGAUUGAAGAUCAGAGGUGUCGAAGAAGAAGACUUGGCCCCAGGUUACGUUUUGACUUCUCCAAAGAACCCAGUCAAGACCGUGGUCAGAUUUGAGGCUCAAAUCGCCAUUGUCGAAUUGAAAUCUAUUUUGUCCAAUGGUUUCUCGUGUGUUAUGCACUUGCACGCUGCCAUUGAGGAAGUCAAGUUCGUCGAAUUGAAGCACAAGUUAGAGAAGGGUACCAACAGAAGAUCCAAGAAGCCACCUGCGUUCGCCAAGAAGGGUAUGAAGAUUAUCGCUGUGUUGGAGGCUGCUGAAUCGGUCUGUGCUGAAACCUACAGCGACUACCCACAAUUAGGUAGAUUCACUUUGAGAGAUCAAGGUACUACCAUUGCUAUUGGUAAGAUCACCAAGUUAUUG
This is a messenger RNA of Suhomyces tanzawaensis NRRL Y-17324, 1983 nucleotides long. It is a transcript of the gene SUP35, whose product is annotated as translation termination factor GTPase eRF3. The annotation marks the transcript as partial. The record is from RefSeq and is a predicted model, not a curated record. The transcript has a single exon. Gene Ontology annotation, biological process: nuclear-transcribed mRNA catabolic process, deadenylation-dependent decay; translational termination; translation. Gene Ontology annotation, cellular component: translation release factor complex. NCBI's taxonomy places the organism in Eukaryota, Fungi, Ascomycota, Pichiomycetes, Serinales, Debaryomycetaceae. Gene Ontology annotation, molecular function: GTPase activity; translation release factor activity; GTP binding.